UUGUUUUGAUACUUCGAUAUUUGCACAUUUCUGCAAUCAUACUUACAUCACUCACAAUCAGUGAUUACAAAUUUACUAUAGGUUUAUCUAACAAUAGCAUCUGAAGAAGCAAUACAAAGUUUGGAUACAUAUAAACAGGAUUUGUUGUUUAUUAUUAAAUGUUUAGAUGAGAUUCAGACAAAACUCGUAUACAUUCGGUCAAAUAUCGGUCUAAUACAACAGAAUUCCUCAUACUAAGUACGUGCUGUGAUAUUGUUCUUAUCGAUUUUUUGAAUCUGCAAAAUUCAAAUUACCUGAGAUUUUACAUAUGAAUUAGUACGAUUUCGAUACAACCUGUAAAAAAGUGCGAGAAACAAAAUACCGAAAAUUAUAAAACUACUUGUUAACAACAAUUUUUUCAAAAGGAAUUGAAUCAUCGCCAUCAUCAUGGGUGCCAUCUUAUCAAAGAAAAGAGAAAGCAAAGAUAAUCGUCCGUAUUUUAUUCCAUAUCGGAUCAUCUGCUACAAAUGUAACGUUCACUUUAAAACAAAGAUAUGUUUGGAUGAACACAUGCAAAAAGUCCAUGACGAAACAUCUUACAUAUGUGAUUAUUGCAAUUCAAUCAGCAGGACUUGGUUAAUGUUCCAACAGCAUACUUCUAUAUUUCACAAGGACGUGGCCUUUUGUGCUUAUUGCUAUAAAGCGUAUACCGAGCAAUCAAAUUUAUUUCUGCACUGGAAAACGCAUGAACCGUUCGAGUGCAAGAUAUGUGACGAUACGUUUGUUACUUCACAGAGUUUGAGGGAACAUCGUAUUGCAUUACAUCAGAAUGUACCAUUCCAACGAAUGUUUUUCCAACGUUUUAGAAGAUCAGAAUAAAUUAGAAGAUGCACGACA
Messenger RNA from Acromyrmex echinatior (Panamanian leafcutter ant), 876 nucleotides. RefSeq names its product zinc finger protein 639-like. The record is from RefSeq and is a predicted model, not a curated record. Lineage: Eukaryota; Metazoa; Arthropoda; Insecta; Hymenoptera; Formicidae.